AUGGAUACGAUGUUCUUGUUACUCACUAAUUCUGAUUCCAUCUACAAACAAAUUGUCCUUUGGAAGAAAGCUAAUCGCAUUGAAAUACUUUUAAAUAUAAUGAAAGGUCCAAUAUUUAAUCAGAAAAAGUCGGAGCAUCGAGAGUAUCUGUUAGCGACCGCCAGGCAGGCAAGAUUACUGCUACGGGUAUUCAAUACCGUGGCACUAUCCACCUGCUUGUUGUGGGUUCUAUAUCCAGUCAUACUAUAUGUGCAGAGAAAACCCGUCGAGUUCGCAAUAUGGUUACCCUUUGACGCUAACCUAAGUCCGCAAUUCUACUUCGUAGCAUUUUACGUGUGGGUACAAACUUCUUGGCUUGCGUUCAGCAACACAACAAUGGAUGUUUUUAUCACAUUUUUUCUCACUCAGUGCAAGACACAGCUCUCUAUUCUCAGGUUAGAUUUAGAAAACAUUGUUCUGAAGAGUAAGGAGGAAGCAUUGGAGUCGGGGAAAGAUUUAAACGUUGUUUUGGAGCGAAGAUUUCGAAUUGUUUUGUUACAUUACGAUGAAAUUAUUAACUGCUUCGGCGGGGUGGCCCCCUCCGACUUCUGCUUCGUUGCGCGCGCCGCUCAGCCUCGUAGCUACCUUUUAGACUCCGCCGACGACGACUAUCAGUCCGUGUUCGGGAUCUACUUCUCUCGUCCUGUUCACUCUCACUCCGCUCCAUCAACAGGUUUCGGCACGAACGACGCUCAGCUUCGCAGCUACGUUUCCGGUUUCGUUGACGCCGUCUAUCAGUUCGUCUUCGAGAAUCUAGAUUUAUCAGAAUUGGAAUUUGGACGGGACCCAGCUAUUAACGUUUCUCUUGCGGAAGAGAAAGAAAAUGUGCCCACAAAUAAUAUUGAAAAUCACAUAACUGUAAACGAAAAUGUGCCCCCGAAUAGUGGUGAAAUUGAACAAGAAAUGCAGAGUGGGUUACUUGAAAGUAUAUUACUAAAAUCACUCAUGAUGAUCAGUCUUUCAUAUCAGACUUUGGAAUCAUAUUAUAUCAACGAGUACCUAGCACUAAGAAAACCGCUAGCUUAUACUCUGUUGAACAUUGACUUUGAGGUGGCCUAUGGAGACCAAACAAAAAAUUUAUUUGAAUAUUUUCCCGUGGCAAAAAUUAAAAUCUUAGAGUUGUUAAGAAAGAGAAAAUCAAAAGAUAACAUCACCCAGGAACUAAUUUCUGUAGCUGACUCACCUAAAGAAGAAGAUAAAAAUCUUGCAGCAUUUUUGGCAAUUCCCCAUCUUUUGAACACUACACCUAUUAACCGGAAGAGGAAACAAAAACAAUCUAGCUGUAGCUGGAAACCAUCUAAGGUAGAAACGCGGGAUGCUUUCAUCAAACGUUUAAGAUCUGACGCUGGUCAAUCGGUCAGUCUAUUGAACUUCGGCUAA
Molecule: messenger RNA, 1419 nt
Organism: Spodoptera littoralis (African cotton leafworm)
Lineage: Eukaryota; Metazoa; Arthropoda; Insecta; Lepidoptera; Noctuidae
Source: the annotation of a GenBank genome assembly